AUGAUGCUCACGCGAGCAGCCGGACGGAGGCUACGAAGAGAUGCCUUUAGAACAUCCGCGACAGUAACAGACCAAUGGAUGCUGUCACGGCUACGGCCAUCACAGCUGCGGAGGAGCUCCAAUUUCCCCUCCUUGGCCACACAGACAACCGAAUCCAGACGGCAGCGGCGACCGUCCCUUUCGUCGAGGAAUGAAUUACGACGGCUGGCGACAACCGCCGAACUCCAGCCAAACCCCUCGUCACCCGCCUUUCAUUCCUUUCCUCAACAGGCAUGGACAGCUCACAACAACCCUGCUGUCCUCUCACAGCUACCUUCCUGGGAGAACAUGACACCCAUCGUCAUUCACGACUCUGUGGCUGCUGCGCCACCCGUGCGAGAUUUACACGGAUACGGUGCCAAUCCGCUCGAACUGCACCAAAACCUUUACGCUUGCUUACGAAUCGGUCGGAUGGAACGGGCGUCAGUGAUACUCGAACGUCUAACGGGACUUUAUAAUAUAUCUGCGGCCGAGGUCACGGACGCACACAAUGUCUAUCUCAUGGCUCUGCUCGAGACGGUCCUGCAGGAGCCCAAGGAAGAUUCCAUGACCGCUGUCGAGAAGUGGUACCGCAAACGCAUCCUCGGCAAAGGCGUAAUUCCCAAUGCACAAACCUACGUCAGCUUGAUACGAGCGGCCAUGAACCUACUUGACGGGGGUGCCAAAGAGGACAAGAUUCGGGAGAUAUUACAGGCAGCCGAACAGCAGGGUCCCGAAGUGGUGGAUGGGAUCAAUGGGUCGCCCGAAUUCACCGAUGAGGAAUGGGACGCGUUGAUCCGCCUACAGCCUGAAGCUUACGAAGACCCCCCGGCAGUGGAAGAGGUCCAGCAUCUCAACACCAGCACCCCAUCUGCACGUGACAAUAUGCGCGACCAUGGCCUGGAAGAGGCCGCUACUCCCUAUAUCAAUCCAGUUGCACAGAAGGGGCUUGGUCUAGAGUCGCUCAAGCACGCGCUUGGCAUGUUUGAAACGUUUGAAAGCGCCGUCCCAUAUCCACACGACAUGGAAGGAACAGAAGAAGAAAAAGAUCGGGCACAUGCCUAUGCGCGGCAAUUGCGCAUGGAGCAGGAUUCUCUGGACGCCGCUGUGGACCGAUGGAAGCGAGAGGACGAGAAGAUGCAAGAAAUGGGCAUCCAUGGCGUACUCAAGAGCAAGCCUAUUCAGGCCAUCAUGCAUAACUGGUAUCAGGCUCUCGUACCACUCUUCCGCCAACGCAUAUCUCAUGCCACAAAAGUCUUAGCCGCAGGCCCCAAGGACUUCGUCCGCGAGGAUGCCUCUGCAUACGGACCCUGGUUGACACAAAGCAAACCGGAAAAGCUCGCUGCCAUCACUGUCGCACGCGGUAUCAAUUCGUGCAUGCGCGGCCACAAGGAGGACGGGACAGCUAUGAAAAUCUCCGCCCUGUCCGUCUCACUCGGGACGGACAUCCAAGACGCUCUCAAUUCCGAGGUUGCGGUUCGAAGAGCUGCCUUUAUCCGGAAACAGCGCAAACAGACAAGAAAACAGCUUGUCGAGAAACUAUCUAAAAAUUCACCCGAAGAAGCAUCCACAAUCUCUGCCACACAGUCGACUACAGUCCCCGAAGUUUUGCCUGAUUUCGCCAAGCGUGAGAUUCCCCUGUCUAUACGAACGAAACUCGGGGCCAUGUGUUUGGAACUACUCCUUCGGGCAGCAACCAUGACAGUUGUCGCGGUAGACCCAAAGACAGGAGAAGAGGUCUCAACCAACAUUGCUGCAUUCCAUCACCAAGUCAGUUUUCACCAGGGCAAGAAGGUAGGAUACAUUGUCCCACACCACGAUCUUAUGGCGAAAUUGCGAAACGACUCGGUUCGCGCCAUUGCCAAUGUCAAACUGCCCAUGGUUGUAGAACCAAAGAAGUGGACGAGUUACGAAGACGGUGGAUACUAUACGACACCGCAAAAGGUUGUGCGUCAAAAGCUUGGCGACAGUGCACAACGGGCCUAUGCUCAGUCGGCGAUUGACAAUGGCGACAUGCAAAAGGUUCUCUCUGGGCUGGACGUGCUCGGCAAAGUCCCAUGGCAGAUCAACAAUGCCGUUUUCGACGUCAUGGCUCAAGCUUGGAAUAACGGUGAAUCUAUCGCUGGGCUUGUAUCAGAAGAACUACGCGUUCAACGCCCCCCGGAGCCACCUGCCGACGCCCCUUACCGGGAUCGAGCAGAGUGGAGCAAGAAGCUACAAGAGUAUGAGAACGAGAAGGGCGGUCUGCAUUCGCAAAGAUGUUUCCAGAAUUUCCAGCUGGAGACGGCGAGAGCAUUUGCCAGGGAAAAAGCAAUAUACUUCCCGCACAGUGUAGACUUCCGUGGUCGCGCGUACCCGAUACCCCCCAUUCUCAACCACAUUGGCUCGGACAUUUCCCGUGGCUUGCUGAAAUUUGCUCAUGGUAAAGAGUUGGGGCCAGUUGGCUUGCAGUGGCUCAAGAUUCAUCUGGCCAACUUGUAUGGAUUUGACAAGGCUAGUCUGCGGGAGCGGGAGCAAUUCGCCCUGGACAAAAUGGACGAGAUCCGUGAUUCCGCCACUAAUCCCUUGACCGGCCGACGGUGGUGGGCUAGUGCAGAGGAUCCGUGGCAAUGUCUGGCCUGCUGCAUGGAGCUGAAGAGUGCUUUUGAUCUUCCUGACCCAACUCGAUAUGUGUCUCAACUACCGGUUCAUCAAGAUGGAACUUGCAAUGGACUACAACAUUACGCCGCUCUAGGAGGUGAUCACGCCGGUGCCCGUCAAGUCAACCUUGAACCGUCCGAUCGUCCUCAAGAUAUCUACACGGGUGUUGCUGAGCUCGUCAAGGAGGAGGUGGCAGAGGAUGCUGCUAAAGGGAAGUCCCACGCCAAGUUUAUCGAGGGCUACAUCACCCGCAAGGUUGUGAAGCGGACGGUGAUGACCAAUGUGUAUGGUGUGACCUUCAUGGGAGCCAAGGCGCAGGUCUAUGACGAGCUCAAGAACAUAUUUCCCAACUUUGUGCCAACCGGAAAAGUCUUUACCCUGCAAUCAGUCGCCAUCUACAUUGCAGCAAAAAUCUUCAGUGCAUUAGGCAAGAUUUUCAACGGUGCACAAGAGAUUCAGUACUGGCUCGGCGAAUGCGGUGAUCGUAUCACGACCUCCAUCUCCCCCGAUCAGGUUCAAAUGAUCAAGGCCCGUGUUGAAGGAGACGAGAGUAUUUUCUACGAUGCGAAAUACAAACCGCCAAAGAAGAUUAAUGAUUCCAUGAAGAAGAGGCUGUCGAAGAAUAUGGAGGCGUUCAAGACCAGUAUCAUUUGGACAACGCCGCUCAAGAUGCCAAUCGUACAGCCGUACAGAAAGGACAGCGUCCAGAUCAUCCGGACCAAGGUUCAAGAUAUCACAGUCCAAAAGCGAACCAUGGCUGACCAAGUCGACAAACGGAAGCAGCUCCAGGCUUUUCCACCAAACUUUAUCCACUCCCUCGAUGCCACCCACAUGAUUCUCUCAGCACUCAAGUGCAGCGAAAUGGGCCUCGAUUUUGCCGCCGUGCACGACAGUUUCUGGACUCACGCCUCCGACAUCCCCACCCUCAAUGUCAUCCUCCGCGAUGCCUUUGUACGCAUGCACUCGGAGAAUAUCGUCGACCGACUCGCUGCCGAGUUCGCAACACGCUACGCUGGCCACAUGCACCGCGCCUCGCUCCUCGCCAGCGCACCUGUCAGUAGGCAGAUCACAGCCUGGCGCGCCAGGCAUCGUAAGAUGACUGGUACAACUAUCAAAGCAAAUGAAUCCCGCCCAGGCGCUGCAUCUUUUGAUGAGGUCGCGCUCGAAGCCAAACGCCAGGAGCUUCUCAACAGCAAAGACCCGGCAGAACGGGCAAAGGGCGAAGAGAUGGUAACUCCAACGUCUAUAUGGCUCGCGAACCCAGAUACCAAGGCCUUUGCCUCCUUCCGCAUGGCUUUAUUGGGUGAGACCAAGGGCAGUAGUUCCACCCGCACAGACGAAGUCCGCGACAAAGUUCGCACUGCGGAAGCAGAAGCCACUACCGAUGAUUCCGCUACGUGGACGUCUGAUGUAGAAUUUUCGCCCGAGGAAGACCUGGAGCAGGAAGAACUCGACGCUGAUGCCAGCUUCGAUGAACCAGUACCCAAAAAGGCCGCCUCCAAAACCGCAGCCGAGCGCCAGCAAAUCCAAGUCUGGAUCCCUCUGACUUUCCCGCCUGUUCCGCAAAGGGGAACCUGGGACGUCAGCCGUUUACGAGAUAGUAAAUACUUCUUCUCAUGA
Plenodomus lingam JN3 is the source of this 4278-nucleotide messenger RNA. RefSeq lists its product as uncharacterized. Gene Ontology annotation, molecular function: mitochondrial promoter sequence-specific DNA binding; DNA-directed RNA polymerase activity. Lineage: Eukaryota; Fungi; Ascomycota; Dothideomycetes; Pleosporales; Leptosphaeriaceae. Gene Ontology annotation, cellular component: mitochondrial DNA-directed RNA polymerase complex. Gene Ontology annotation, biological process: mitochondrial transcription. The record is from RefSeq and is a predicted model, not a curated record.